AAAAAUAAAAGAAAACAAAUACUGUAUCAACUCAAAAUUACAAAAGAAUAUAUUUGUAAGAUGGUGCAAAAGCUACCAUCUUUUGAUUGGUUGGAAUUUGGGGUGAUAGAGAGAGGCAACAGGGAAGACUAUGAGAAGCAAAGCCUUCGAACAGCAAAGCUACUCGAACAAUCGAUCGAUUAAAUUUAUAUUACCCUUUCCUUUCCAGCUAUUGACAGAAAGUAUCCUAGAGGGUGUCAUGGGGUUGAGCAAAACCGAAGUGAACUUGAAGAGGUUACUUACAACUGCACCACAACAGCAAAAUCAAGCAAAGCUUAUACAUUAUGUUGCCACUUUGCGGGAACUACUAGAGCAGUUGGCUGAAGAGAGGAAUUCCGAUGGAUUACCAAGGGUUUCAAAAGCCAAGGCGAAUGAAUAUGCUGAGAACAUUGAAGCCGUUGCUUCCAAGUUAGCUGUGGCCAUGUCUGAUGUGCAUACACCCGAGGAAGCUGUGGCUGAGACUUCCAGCAGUGGAUCUCCUAAAGCAGAAGAAAGUGUGAAUUCUUCUUCUGAAGGAUUGAGAAGAAGAUUUGGGGUCCAUUCACACAAUGAGGAGAGAUCUCGAGAUACCAUUGAUUCUGAUCAAUCAUCAGCUGCAGUCAAAUUGGAUGAUGCUGCACGGACACAUAUUGAGAAGCACAGGAAACUUCAGGAGGAUUUGACUGAUGAAAUGGUUGUUUUGGCGCGGCAGCUAAAAGAGAGCAGCCUCAUGAUGAAUCAAUCCAUCAAAAAUACCGAGAAAAUACUUGAUUCAACUGAGGAAGCAGUUGAGCAUAGCCUGGCAAGUACAGGACAUGCAACUUCUAGAGCUAUGGACGUCUACUCGCGGAGUUUCAAGACUACAUGCUUCCAGUGGCUUUUGAUCUUUGUCAUGACAUUAGUCUUUGUCAUGGUUGUAUUACUUAUUCGAGUGACUUAGCAACCAACCCUUUUGUUAAGUGGAGAUAUUGAUUUUCUUUCCAUCCUUGUAUAGUACCAAAAGAGACCUCGGGACAUGACAUGUUCAGAGGAUAGAAGAUCCUUUAGACGCUGAAAUUACUCUACUUAUGGUACUUUUUUUGUGAUCAAUUUUAUUCAACUCGAUAUGCUUUAUGUUGGACA
Molecule: messenger RNA, 1140 nt
Organism: Capsicum annuum
Lineage: Eukaryota; Viridiplantae; Streptophyta; Magnoliopsida; Solanales; Solanaceae
Exons: 8
Coding region: 131-958 (275 amino acids)
Biological process (GO): retrograde vesicle-mediated transport, Golgi to endoplasmic reticulum
Cellular component (GO): SNARE complex; endoplasmic reticulum
Molecular function (GO): SNAP receptor activity
Source: RefSeq, a predicted model, not a curated record